Molecule: messenger RNA, 433 nt
Organism: Meloidogyne enterolobii
Lineage: Eukaryota; Metazoa; Nematoda; Chromadorea; Rhabditida; Meloidogynidae
Source: the annotation of a GenBank genome assembly
AAAAUUUUAUUUUUCUAUAUUUUUUAGUCGAAUCCAACAAGUGCACGAUUACAAUAUGUUAAGUGAUUAUCCAAUGCCUAUUUCUAUUGUUAAUUUUUUUUCGAGUGAAUCUGUUGGAUAUGCUUUAAAAAAACAUUUACACUUUUUAUUUGGACCCCCAACAAUGCUAAAUAAAUAUGAAUUGGAUAUUCCUCCAGAAAUUAUUAAUGCAAAUUUAUAUUCAAAAUUGAAUGAUUUUUUGGAUAGAGAGGAGGGAGAAGAGAGGAGUGGGGAGACAAAUUCUAAUGUUAAAGAAAAUAUUUAUAAAUAUGAACCUCAUCCUUUUAUACCGGAAAUUACUACAAAAAAUAUUUUGGAUGUUUGUAAAAGAGAUGGAAUUAAAAAAGGUUUUAAUUUUUAUAAAAAUAUUUGUGGUAAAAGUUUCGAAAUUUAA